Messenger RNA from Pseudomyrmex gracilis, 1233 nucleotides. RefSeq lists its product as uncharacterized. NCBI's taxonomy places the organism in Eukaryota, Metazoa, Arthropoda, Insecta, Hymenoptera, Formicidae. The coding region runs from base 1 to 1233 and encodes 410 amino acids. The transcript is spliced from 5 exons. The record is from RefSeq and is a predicted model, not a curated record.
AUGAAGGACGCUUGCUCGCUUACAGUCUUGGAAUUGAAGGAAAAGUUGAAGACAUUAAAGCAAAACACGACGGGAACAAGGGCGGAAUCGAUACGUCGUUUGAUGGAUGCGGACCCGUCUGUUUCCUGGAUGGACGAUGUGGCGAGUGGGGCGGCGGUCAAUGGGAGCGUCGUCGACGAUGCUUGUGGACGCACUAGCGAUCGUCAGACGUGCAGGUCAGCAUUGACGGACCAGGAACAGAAUGCGGUGCUGCAGCGAGAAAUGGAAUUGUGCAGGCGAGAGAAGGAGUUGGCUGUGCGUGAGCUCGAGAUUACGCGACGAGAGCUGGAUUUGUUGCGGCGCGCAAGUGCAGCGGGCGGUGCGGCGGUGGAGCCAUCGGCGGAGGAUUCUGGUGGACAGAGGUGGGAAACUACGUUAGAUGCGGUGUCAAAAGUCAACAUCGUUCAGAUUGCGGAUCUGUUAGGGAUACCGGAUCCGUUCCUGCGGGACCAAGCGAGAAUCCAACGGUUUGAUUCAGCUGCGGAGAUUUUGAGAGCGUUUGAGGACGUCAGCCUCCAUGCAAGAAAUCAUCGAGGAAAUCCGAGCACUGGCGAGAUGGCGGUGGCGAGGUCUGGACAGUCGUCAGGAAGCAGAGCGAGAAACGACAGAGUUUGCUAUAGCUGCGUUGAUCUCGCGGAAGGAUUAAAAAGUUUGGAAAUUGUGUUGAAUGUGGCGAGCCAGUAUGGCUUACAAAUUAACUGGAAGAAAAGCUGUUUUCUUCAGUCGAGAGUAGAGUACCUAGGGCAUAUAGUAGAAAACGGAUCCGUCAGACCUUCUACUCAUAAAACCAAAGCGGUCGAGAAAUUUCCUAAGCCGGGCAAUGUUAAGCAGGUGCAAAGUUUUUUAGGGCUUACCGGGCCCUUGACUAAUUUAUUGCGAGCGAGCGUACCGUUCAUAUUCGGCGAGAAAGAAGUACGAGCUUUUGAGGCGUUAAAAAUGGCAUUAACUGAAAAACCAGUGCUACACUUAUAUAAUGUAAAAGCGGAAACCGAGCUGCACACGGACGCGUGUAUGUACGGGUUUGGCGCAAUCUUGUUACAGCGCGAUAGCGAAAACGGCUCGUGGCACCCUGUGUAUUAUGCGAGCAGCCGAACGACUUCUGCGGAGGAACAAUACACGAGUUAUGAGCUGGAAGUGCUUGCGGUUGUAAAAGCGCUUAAGAAAUUUAGAGAUUUUGACUACACGAUAGUGUAG